AUGACUAUCCAUUCACACUUGUCCACGCAAAUUAAGGAGGCUCAGCUCGACUCUUUGAAACCUGAAAAUGUGGCGAGUGAAACCCUAAGAGGGAUGGAUAAGAAUUUGGAAGUCAAGGGUGGCGGAGCCUUAUACCUCAUGGAUCGGAUCUGGACACCGAAACACGGUGGCUUCAGAGACUUGGUCAUGACCGAGGCACACAACACUCGUUAUUCCGUCCACCCAGGUUCAGAUAAGAUGUAUCUGGAUCUUAAAAAGCUAUACUGGUGGCCUAACAUGAAAUCAGAGAUUGCUACCUUCGUAAGUAAAUGCCUUACUUGCGCCAAGGUCAAGGUCGAAUACCAGAAACCCUCCGGUCUUCUACAACAACCAGAGAUACCGGAAUGGAAGUGGGAGCGGAUCACUAUGGACUUCAUAACCAAGUUGCCCAAGACAACGGGUGGACUUGAAACCAUAUGGGUCAUCGUCGACAGAUUGACCAAGUCCGCACACUUCCUGCCUAUCAAAGAAACAGACAAGAUGGAGAAGCUUACAAGAACCUACAUUCGGGAGAUUGUACGACUGCACGGUGUUCCCAUAUCCAUUAUCUCGGACAGAGAUAGUAGAUUCACUUCGAGGUUCUGGCAGUCGCUACAAAGUUCCCUAGGAACUAGGCUGGACAUGAGUACAGCCUACCAUCCACAGACCGACGGACAAAGUGAGAGAACUAUCCAAACCUUGGAAGAUAUGUUGCGAGCCUGUGUGAUCGACUUUGGGAAGGCAUGGGAUACUCAUUUACCCCUUGUCGAAUUUUCCUACAACAACAGUUAUCACACGAGCAUAAAGGCUGCUCCAUUCGAGGCCCUCUAUGGCCGAAAGUGCAGAUCCCCUCUGUGCUGGGCUGAGGUGGGUGAUACCCAGUUAGCUAAAGGACGAGUUCCUGAAAGCACUCUCACGGGUCCGGAGAUCAUUCAGGAAACGACAGAGAAGAUCGUUCAGAUUCGUGAACGAUUGAAAGCCUCUAGAGACCGACAGAAAAGCUACGCUGAUAAACGAAGGAAACCGUUGGAAUUCCAGGUGGGAGACCGUGUUCUAUUGAAGGUCUCACCCUGGAAGGGCUUGAUACGCUUUGGAAAGCGUGGAAAGCUAAAUCCAAGAUACAUAGGGCCUUUCGAGAUUCUCGCUAGAAUCGGUCCUGUAGCUUACAAACUUAACUUACCACGCGAACUCAGUAACAUACAUUCUACUUUCCACGUCUCGAACUUGAAAAAGUGUCUGUCCGACGAGACUCUUGUAAUCCCACUCGACGAGAUCGAGAUCAACGAGAGCCUCAACUUCGUGGAAGAACCAGUAGAGAUCAUGGACCGGGAGGUCAAGCAAACGAAACAAAGCCGUAUCCCGAUAGUGAAGGUUCGUUGGAACGCCAAGCGAGGACCUGAAUUCACUUGGGAGCGAGAGGAUCAGAUGAAACUGAAAUAUCCUCGUCUUUUUACUUAG
Lactuca virosa is the source of this 1476-nucleotide messenger RNA. The record is from the annotation of a GenBank genome assembly. NCBI's taxonomy places the organism in Eukaryota, Viridiplantae, Streptophyta, Magnoliopsida, Asterales, Asteraceae.